Branchiostoma floridae (Florida lancelet) is the source of this 1333-nucleotide messenger RNA. Its product is annotated as lactoylglutathione lyase-like. NCBI's taxonomy places the organism in Eukaryota, Metazoa, Chordata, Leptocardii, Amphioxiformes, Branchiostomatidae. The transcript is spliced from 7 exons. The record is from RefSeq and is a predicted model, not a curated record. The coding region runs from base 51 to 713 and encodes 220 amino acids. Gene Ontology annotation, molecular function: metal ion binding; lactoylglutathione lyase activity.
CGACUUUGGAAACGUUUGCAUUUUGAUAGCUGAGGUCAAGUGCCUGAUAUAUGUUUAGAGCUUGUAUUGGUCGCUUAAACCACGUAGUGAGACCGCUGCUUCCCCGUCUGUCCGCAGUUGCUUCCAGUCGCAUCUGCCGUCCGGUCCCGCAGAGAAACAUGGCUGACUCUAAGGAGGUCAAAGGGCUAACAGAUGGGGAAGCUCGGGCAGCCUGUGGCGAGCCAGACGUAUCCACCAAGGACUUCAUCUUCCAGCAGACAAUGUUCAGGAUAAAGGACCCAAAAAAAUCCCUGGAUUUCUACACAAGGGUACUGGGAAUGAGGUUGCUGAAGAAGCUAGAUUUCCCCAGCAUGCAGUUCUCCUUAUUCUUCCUGGGGUUUGAGAAGGCAGAGGAUAUCCCAUCAGACCCUGCUCAAUGCACAGCUUGGACCUUCUCUAGGAAGGCUACAUUGGAACUGACACACAACUGGGGAACUGAGAAUGAUCCUGAACAGAGCUACCACAAUGGAAACAAAGCUCCUCAAGGCUUUGGUCAUAUUGGCCUAGCAGUGCCUGAUGUGUACAAAGCCUGUGAAAGGUUUGAGGCGCUGGGGGUGCCUUUUGUGAAGAAGCCUGAUGCUGGUAAGAUGAAAGGACUGGCCUUCAUUCAAGACCCUGAUGGCUACUGGAUUGAGAUCCUGAGCCCAUCACCUAUGGUCGCCAUUGGCAAGUAACAUGCUGCUUCUCGCAUGUUGGAUUGUGAAGAAUGGAAGUGCACCAAGAGGUUUUGUUCAACACAUCAAUAGCUCAUGCUUUUCAUUGUGCUGUGAUAACAGGUGUACUGCAGUACUAACAUAAAUGAAAAAUUACUGCAUUAAAUAAAAAUGUUGUCUGAUUAACACUGUCCAAAUGUUUAUGUUCCACUGUACAGAAAAUACUGGAAAGUUGCUCACUUAAACUUCAUUGUCACUAAGUAUAUGCACCUUCAUGUAUGAGUAGCAAGAUUUGAAUAGUGAAGAGGGUACAUGUAUUCUCUACAUGUAUGGAUGAAUAUAUUGAUGAAAGACAAUGAAAACAUGUCCAUAUCAAAAAGACGAAAAGGCUUUAAAGCACAAGAAAUGGAUUUUGAAAGUAAUCUGAUGAUAGUCUGCAUGACAGCUCUCUUGAGUCUGUUUAUUUUUGCUUGCACAACUAGCAGUUUGCUUACCUCUUACAGCAACAUUUAAGACCUGUAAGUUUUGUUGUACAGCACUAGUCUGUCAGUGUUAGGCCAUGUGGAUUCUAUUACAUGGACAGCAUCCGUGCUCGCAUCAAUUUUCAUCCGUUUCCAGAAAUAAAAUGUUUUCCACCAUGA